UACUUCGACCUGGAAUUACUCGGUUUGCUACAAAUUUUAUUGCAUUAAAAUCAUUACAGCAAAAAAGACAUGGCUUGAAGGCAAUGGCUAGCUCACAAGAGUGGUCUGAAUCCAGAUAUUCGAAAUUGAGUGAUGGAAAGAAGAUAGAAAAGGCCAUUCUUUCAUCUAGAUUUUGGGAGACUAUAGCAGAAAUCAUAAAAGGUGUGGAACCACUUUAUAUUGUCCUCCGUAAGGUCGAUAUGGACAAGCGUCCACAAAUGCCGUAUCUUAAAUAUAUGCUGAUUUCAGCAAGAGAGGAGGUCAGGAAAGCAUUCAAAGAUGAUUUUAAGGCCGACCAAUACGUACGAAUCAUUGAUCGUCGGACCGAAGUUCAUAUGGAUCAAGAUAUCCAUAAUGCAGCGUAUUAUCUAAACCCGGCAAUUCAAUAUCGAUAUGCUCUCGGAACGCAAAAUAAUUUCCUAACGACACUACGAAAUGUUAUAUAUCGACUCUUGCCAAACACUACCGAGGCAGCCGAUGCUCUUAUGGAGGGUCGAUUAUUUCGAGAAACAGUUGGUUCAUUCUCCGACGUGUAGCUAUAUCAUGCCGUUACACUAUGGAUCCUGGUGAGAAAAAGUUAUGCAUAUUGAUUAUCAAUUAUAUUUAAUGUUAAUUAUUUGUUAUGCUAAUAAAAUCUUAUUUAUAUCUUUUUGCAGUCGAGUGGUGGUUACAAUUUGGAGGCGAUGCACCACAUUUAAGGAAGGUUGCCGUUCAUGUACUUUCACAGACAACAACAUCUAGUGGUUGCGAACGUAAUUGGUCAACGUUUGCGUUGAUUCAUACGAAAGUCCGCAACAGACUCUCCUACAGACGGUUAGAGAAACUAGUAUAUGUCCAUUAUAAUAUGCGGCUAAAAUUGCGAUGUGCUGAGUUGGAUAAGGAGCCAGAGGAACCAGAUAUUGAUCCCAUUGACCUCCAAUUCUACAACGAAGAUUCAGAGCCAAUGUUAGAUUGGGUUGAAGCAGCAGAGAACCAAGAGGAUCCUCUACUUGAUGAGGCGGGAGAUCCUCAGCGUCCUUCACGUUUUAUCACCGAGGCAAUAGAAGAAGAAGAAGCACAACCCCAACAGGUAGAAAAUCCCCCUCGAUUACAACAUGGUAUGAGUCAAACUGCUCGAGGAACUACCGAUACCCAACGGUCACACUCGUCCGCCCAACGUGCAAAGGCAAAGGGGAAGGCAAUAGCAUCAGUUGCAUCGUUGGAAAGAAUCGAGUCGGGCGACGAGACACCUUCACAAUCACAUUCUCUUUCUCGUUCGGUCCAGAGACAUGACAGCAACACGGACAGCAGUGCCUCAACAGAUGAUGGCGGUGAUACCGGGCAGUCGUUGGUCUCGUUUGCACAACUUGAGGGUGGUGAAUGGACUGAGGAGCAAUAUUUUACACAUGCCACUCAAGAUUCAGAUCAUGGAACUCGACAAGGUACUGGUCAAGUUUAUGCGCGGAAGGGAAAGGAGAAGGGGAAGGGGAAGGCAGUGGAUGAAUAUGAACAAAUGCGACAGAGCAUUCAUGAUAUAGACACAGAAAGAGACUCAUCGUAUUCACAGCCAUCGUAUUAUGAAGAAUCAUAUGGGCAACAACAGUAUGGUGAUAGUUGGUCAUCCUUCUCUGAGCAACAGCAUGAUACAGAACAACACCAAUAUAUGCCUCAAGAGCUGCCUCGGACAAAUAUGAUUUAUGACGAUCAAUCUACGAUCAGUACCACAUUGAUGCAUCAAUGGCAUACGGUGUAUCAAUACACUAUGUCAUGGGAUCAAUUUCAUGAUUGGGUCCAACAAACGUAUCAUAUUGAUAUGUAUCGGAUCGAGGACCCCGAUCCACCACCCGUGGAGGCUCGUCGUUCGUUUUGGUGGUAGAAUUAACAAUCAGGUAUAUCUAGAUAUAUGAUUAUUUAAUUCAUUUGAAUUUUAGAGUUUAUAUUGUAACAAAAUAGUCUAACAAUUCAACUGAUUUUUCUAUAGAUAUUUCAAUCUAUAACGAGCUGAAAUACGAACCUCGAACAAGACUACCUCAAAGCCCGAAAAAGAUAUGUGAUGCUAUUUUUAUCUAAUUUACAUUGAUUUUGCUAAACUUAUACUAUUACUAUAUUUAUUUGUAACUUGAAAACUCUAUCCUAACUUUUUUUUUAAUUUUCAGGUAUUUUCGGAGGGAUAAAUCGGUGAAAUUAAGUGUACCGAGCGGUACACCUCGGUAUACCGCUCGGUACGCCGUACCGUACCGUACCGAGCCGGCGUCGAAACGCCGGUAUGGUACGGUUCGGCGAACCUUGAUUCAAAUAGUAUCCUUGUCUUUUAAUUGUCUUUUGCAUGGAUUUAAAUAGUGUGCUUCUGCUGCAGUACCUUCGACUAUGGAUUAGUUUCAGACCAUAUAGUCCAACGCUAGUUUGUUUUGUUUUUUCUAUUAUCUUUUCAGGUAAUAUCAGGUAUGACCCAAUAUAUUAGUACCAUGCUGGUCUCAUAGAAUAUUGAAACUGAUAUUAGAGUGAGAUUGUAGACCUUGUUGUGUAUAUUUAUUUUAUUUCAGGAGUAAUUCUGAUGUAUCUUUGAUUUGAAUUAACCUUAUUUCUGGUAACGUAUUGUCACGACCUUAGCUGGUUUUGCCUAGGGCGUGCGGCACCCUCGCGCGUCCGUCCGCAAAGGUCAGCCUCCCCGAAGCCUCCCAUUGUCCCUUAGGACCAACAAAAGAGAGAACGGGUUAAAGAGAACGCCUCAAUCGGGAUCCACAAGCAAACAUGUCCGAAAAACACUUCAUAGACAAUGCGAAUUACAAACAGACUUUACAAGCUCUGAAUAGUUGCACAACAAAGGGUAAAAUGGUCCAUUACAGAUCGAAAAGCUCUCGAACGUGUCCACAUGACACAACCUUUAUUUACAAGCCUAAAGAGGCCACCAACCCAACUAAAAUGGGACUAUUAAGCCUUCGGCCGCCCCUUUACAUUCUGUACAAGGCAUGAACAUGCCAAACGACAACGGACAGACAUAAGCAUUACAUCCAACAUCUUGUUUAGAAGUUUGUCCGUUACAUUCUCCCCCACUUAUCCCUUCGACGUCCUCGUCGAAGCCUUUGUGAACACUGCAACUCUUCGCCUUUGCUGAGUCUUCAAUCUUCCGCUCCAGCUGCAAUGCGCCUCCUGGCUCCCAGCUGCUCUC
Molecule: messenger RNA, 3187 nt
Organism: Musa acuminata AAA Group (dessert banana)
Lineage: Eukaryota; Viridiplantae; Streptophyta; Magnoliopsida; Zingiberales; Musaceae
Exons: 2
Coding region: 662-1894 (410 amino acids)
Molecular function (GO): protein dimerization activity
Source: RefSeq, a predicted model, not a curated record